AUGAAAGAUCUCACCCUCUCAACUUCCUUUCGGUUGAGACCACCAGACUUCGUUAUUGCUUCUUCAUUCUGUUGUACUGUCGUGGCAAGAGCUUGACCAUUGUUCCUUGGCUGCUCUCAUUUCUGCCCCUUUCCUUGAUUCUGAGAUUUUCCAUGGAGCUUCCAACUCUGCUCACGAGUAUAACGUGGCUUUCUUACACUAGGUGCACUAUAUCUAGAUAGAGAGAUCCGCAGCGUGAGCAACCCGACUGUGCGUGACUAUUCUGAUGGUCGUUCUAAGCAACUUGUGUUCUCUCCACAUUUGUGGCCGAGUAAUUGCCACUUACAGUCACCAUAGUUGAGUUGUACAUGCUUUGUGGUUCGAGCAUCAAGCCUCUUCCGUUUCGCUCUCCUCAAAUCCAUGCCACUACCUUAUUAAGGGCCGGAAUCUUCUGUUUGCCAAUAAUCUGAAUCCUCACUGGAUCAAACUCUGGAUUAACCCAAUGAGAAAAUGAUAAACUGUCUUUCUUGAUGAAAUUUUUAAGAAUAGCUGCAUCCUCAGGAUAUUUGAUUUCGAUCACCCUGUAAUGGUCAAAUUCUUGCCACAAAGCUUUCUAUUUAUUUGCAAAUUCUGUAACUUUUUUACUUCCCUGUUUUGCAGGAAUUAUUUCCACCUUAUCUUUAUAUACUUGAGCCGCAUCUCUAGCUUUGGAAUAACUCUGUUCGAUUGCAUCCCACAGAAAGUUUUUCUGUCACCUCUUCGAAGUGAAAAUGGUCCAGUAAAUUACAGAAAGUUUGGCAGUGUGUUUUGAGGGUUGUACCUAAUAGUAGAACCUUCUUUGAAAACAGAAGAAAAACAAUGGUUCUUGUUGGUAUAGUUUAGGCUUUGAGAGUUUAAUUUCAGUUGUUAUUGAACAACGGUUGAGAUUAGUUGUCACCCUAGUUCAACUUCUAUUUUACGGCUUGUACUUUUUUAAGCAGAGGGACUACAUAGGCCGAGAUUUUACCUAUAUAUUGUAUGUUAGCCGCACUGAAAAAGAAAUAUAUUAUUUUUCAGAUUCUCCUCAAUUCGUGUCCUGUGGAUGAAUUCUCUGAAAAGGAAGGGUGGCUUUCUGGCUUCUUAGAUCUCUAACUGACAUUUAUCUCACUCUUAUGAGCUUUGUUUGUAAUCCCCAUUUGAUUCCGGUCUCUUUCUCCAGCUUCUAGCAAGGAUCCAAAUUUUAUUCUGUUUGUACAGUAAAACUUAGAAAGCGUGCGUUUUGUUUGAGGAAAUAAACUGUCUUGUAAAUCAUUACUUUCUGCAUAGUUGGGAAAAUUUUCAACUAGACUGGCUCUUGAUACCGUCAUUGUUUGUUUUGCAGAGAAUAAUAAUAGAACUUACAAGAUAAUGAGCGGGAAGGUAAUGAUGAAGCUGGGGAAUGCUGGAGAAGUUCAAACUGAUGUUGGUUUUGAUUCUCUUCCUAUGUACCUGAGAGUCAGGCAGAAGAAGCAUCUAUAUUCCAAGGAAGAAAAAAAAUCAAAGAGCUCAGAGAAAGAUUCCAUGAGAUUUAUUCAUGCACUUCCUACGUACAUGAAAGACAGGAAAUCAAGACUGCCAGAGAAAACUAUGUAAACUCCAAGGAACAAAUGAAGCUCGAUAGAAAUGUAUUUGAGGCCUACUUGGAGUGAGUUUGAGAGUCCAAUGGUUGCUACUCAAUCUUUGUGAUGUGGGUAUGAUUGAUGAUUUAUUUGCUUUUUAUUGUAGGUAUUUGUGGAGCGGUAUCUCAGAUGAUACAAGGACUUCCUACACCUACUUUGAUUGCUAAUGGUUUUCAUUGUAUAAGAAGGGGCCCUCACAAAUUAAGGUACUAACGUGGAUCAAGAAAAAGGAGAUAUUUUCAAGGAAAUAUGUUUUUGUUCCAAUUGUCUGCUGGUGAGUGUUCUUUCUGUAUUCAACCUUCCUCCUGCAGUAUUGCAGCAAUUAAUCAAUUAAAUUCAUGAAAGCAUGAUAGGAGACAUUGGAGCCUUCUUAUUUUGUAUCAUUUUGGAGAAAGUUUCCGCUCAAGAACCACCAGGCCCUGCAUGUUGUUACUAGAUUCACUCGAGAAGAGUAAUCCAAGGAGCCUUGAACCAUAUAUAACAAAGUAAGUUUCAUAUUGAUAUUAGGUAUACAUUCCUGUAACCAUGAGAAGAUCUUUGAAAGAGAAAUUCGUCACUCUAAUCAGGUUUGUGUCAGAUAUAUACAAUUCGGAAGGUUGUGAAGACAAUGAACAUUCUAUCUCAAAAAUUCCACUUCUUGUUCCUAAGGUGGCUGCAUUGCCUUUUCUGUGACUAUUCUCUACACACAAGUUCUUCUUUAUGCGAGGUUGUAGCCUGUUCACAGGUACUGCAACAGAAAAAUGGAGAGGACUGUGGCAUUUUUGUCCUUUAUUUUAUACAUCUGUUCAUGCUAAGUGCUCUUGAGGCCUUCCACCAAGAGGAUUACCCGUACUUUGUGAGUUCCCUACUUCAUAAACUUGUUUAAUGAUAUUUUAGUUAUGCAUGCUGUGUUUAUAUUAAAGCUGUUAUUUCUUUAUGGUGACUCUUCAUCUAUUUUAAUGUAUCAGCUUACAGAAAGCUGGUUCACUUUAGCGGACAUGGAAAUUUUCCAUAAGGACAUCAUUCAUUUUGCGUGUAGGUGCAACUUCUAUUCAAGAUUUAUAAUGUUUUCUUGCCUUUGCUUGUAG
This is a messenger RNA of Spirodela intermedia, 2683 nucleotides long. NCBI's taxonomy places the organism in Eukaryota, Viridiplantae, Streptophyta, Magnoliopsida, Alismatales, Araceae. The record is from the annotation of a GenBank genome assembly.